This is a messenger RNA of Sarcophilus harrisii (Tasmanian devil), 4341 nucleotides long. RefSeq names its product hornerin-like. The transcript is spliced from 4 exons. Gene Ontology annotation, biological process: establishment of skin barrier. Lineage: Eukaryota; Metazoa; Chordata; Mammalia; Dasyuromorphia; Dasyuridae. Gene Ontology annotation, cellular component: keratohyalin granule; cornified envelope. The record is from RefSeq and is a predicted model, not a curated record. Gene Ontology annotation, molecular function: calcium ion binding; transition metal ion binding. Bases 67 to 4089 code for a protein of 1340 amino acids.
AAGUUGCUUCUAUCUCCAUCCUGUUUGCUCCUUUGGUGAACUAGGUCCAUUAAAUUGUGCACCAAGAUGUCUCAUCUCUUGACAAGCAUCUCCAACAUCUUAGAUAUUUUCUACAAAUAUUGUGGCCAAGAUGAGGAACGUGACACAAUGAGCCAAAGUGAACUGAAGGAAUUUCUGGAAAAUGAGCUGCAAUGUAUUCUGAAAAAUCCAAGCGAUCCAGAUAUCGUGGAUGAAUUCAUGUUUAAUAUAGAUGAAGAUGAUAACAGGAGAGUAGACUUUACUGAGUUCCUAUUGCUGAUAUUCAAAUUGACAACGGCCUUCAACAAAACUUUCAAGAAGACAUAUUAUGAAGGUCAAAAUCAUUGUGACAAAGAGACUGAAAAAGAAGAAGAGGAAGAAGAAAACAACUGGGAAUCAGAAUCCGAAGAGGAACAUGAGGAAUCUAGAAAACAGCAAUCAAAGGAAACACAGAAAGUCAGACAUAGGCUGAGCAGGGUAAGGAAGGAAGUGGACGAACCUUUACUGUGCUCAGAGAAAUAUCAUAGGUCAAAUUUAAACAACUCAAGAGGCAGUAAUGCAGCUGAAUAUGCAUCCAGCUCAUGCAAAUGGAGAAGAAGACAGAACUCAAGGACAAGCCCCUCCAGACUGCAUGGAGGAGAAGAAUACAAAGCAGACUCUGAAAGUGUAAAUACAUGUAGUGGAAUAAGAUACAGAUACAAAAAGAGGCAAAAUGAUGGACUAAAGAAAAUAGGAAAUGAAUAUGUAAAAAAGAGCCAUUCAGUCACUUUUGAAGAACAAGGAAGUGAAAAAAGGUUUAAGUCUGAAAAUUCAGAAGAAGACAGUUCUACCUCUGAUUCAGACACAGAAUCUCGCACAGAAUAUAGAUCAGGGCAAAAAGCAGGACACAGAAAACAAAAAUCUAGAUCAGGUUAUAAAACCAGGUCAAACAGAUAUAGGGGAGAAUCAGUUGAAUAUUCUCCUGAUGGAAAACACAAGUCCAGCCGAGGAGAAAGAUCAGGACAUUAUGAAGAAAAAGGUCAAAGGUCUAAAUCUAAACAAUCUUCAGAUUCAACAAACUCGAACUCAACUUCUUUCUCUGACAAUGACUCUGGUUCAUACUCCAGUAGAGACUCAUCUUCUGCAUCUGCAUCCAGGCAAUCACAUAGGUCUGGAAGACACAGUACAAGAUCAGGACUGUCAUCGACAACCCAGGAACAUGGAACUAGUUCUGGAGGCAGGUCCAGGAGUAGUGGUAGACAAGGGGAGAGUUUGAAACAGUCCUACAGCUCGGUUCAAUAUGACAGAGGCUCCAGCUCUGACUCUGGAUCCUGCUCAGGAUCAGGUUCAGGCUGUAGCUCUGGCUCAGAAUCUGGCUCAGAAUUUGGUUCAGAGUACAGUUCAGGUCAGUCUUCAGGCUCUAAGCACAGGGGCUCUAGCUCUGGCUACUCUUCCAGUUCUGGAAGACAUGGCUCUAGCUCUAGCUCUGCCUCUUCCUCAGGCUCUGGCUCUGGCUCCCAGCAGUCAUCUAGCUCUGGAAAGUUGGGCUCACGAUCAGGUCACUCUUCUAGCAGCCAAGGACACAGAUCUAGUUCUGGUGGAAGAUCCAGCAGUAGUGGAAGACAAGGGCACCGUUUCAGUUCCCAGCAAUCCUCCAGCUCAGGCAGACAUGGCUCGGCCUCUGGCUCUGGCUCUGGCUCAGAAUCUGGCUCAGAAUACAGUUCAGGUCAAUCUUCAGGCUCUAAGCACAGAGGCUCUGGCUCUGGCCACUCUUCCAGCUCUGGAAGACAUGGCUCUAGCUCUACUUCUGGCUCUUCCUCAGGCUCUGGCUCUGGCUCCCAGCAGUCAUCUAGCUCUGGAAAGUCGGGUUCACGAUCAGGUCACUCUUUUAGCAGCCAGGGACACAGAUCUAGUUCUGGUGGAAGAUCCAGCAGUAGUGGAAGACAAGGGCACAGUUCCAGUUCCCAACAGUCCUCCAGCUCUGGGAGACAUGGCUCUGGCUCUGGCUCCCAACAGUCAUCUAGCUCUGGAAAGUCUGGCUCACGAUCAGGUCACUCUUCUAGCAGCCAGGGACACAGAUCUAGUUCUGGUGGAAGAUCCAGCAGUAGUGGAAGACAAGGGCACAGUUCCAGUUCCCAGCAAUCCUCCAGCUCAGGCAGACAUGGCUCGGCCUCUGGCUCUGGCUCUGGCUCAGAAUCUGGCUCAGAAUACAGUACAGGUCAAUCUUCAGGCUCUAAGCACAGAGGCUCUGGCUCUGGCCAGUCUUCCAGCUCUGGAAGACAUGGCUCUAGCUCUAGCUCUGCCUCUUCCUCAGGCUCUGGCUCUGGCUCCCAGCAGUCAUCUAGCUCUGGAAAGUCUGGCUCACGAUCAGGUCACUCUUCUAGCAGCCAGGGACACGGAUCUAGUUCUGGUGGAAGAUCCAGCAGUAGUGGAAGACAAGGACAAAGUUCCAGUUCCCAACAGUCUUCCACCUCAGGGGAACAUGGUUCAAACUCUGGCUCUACUUCCAGUCACUCAUCUCAGUUGGGUCAACAUGGCUCAGGAUCAGGUCGGUCAUCUAGCAGCCAGGGACACGGAUCUAGUUCUGGUGGAAGAUCCAGCAGUAGUGGAAGACAAGGGCACAGUUCCAGUUCCCAGCAAUCCUCCAGCUCAGGCAGACAUGGCUCGGCCUCUGGCUCUGGCUCUGGCUCAGAAUCUGGCUCAGAAUACAGUUCAGGUCAAUCUUCAGGCUCUAAGCACAGAGGCUCUGGCUCUGGCCACUCUUCCAGCUCUGGAAGACAUGGCUCUAGCUCUAGCUCUGCCUCUUCCUCAGGCUCUGGCUCUGGCUCCCAGCAGUCAUCUAGCUCUGGAAAGUCUGGCUCACGAUCAGGUCACUCUUUUAGCAGCCAGGGACACAGAUCUAGUUCUGGUGGAAGAUCCAGCAGUAGUGGAAGACAAGGGCACAGUUCCAGUUCCCAACAGUCCUCCAGCUCAGGGCGACAUAGUUCAAGCUCUGGCUCCAGUUCCAGUCAGUCUCAGUCAGGUCAACAUAGCUCAGGAUCAGGUCGAUCAUCUAGCAGCCAGGGACACGGAUCUAGUUCUGGUGGAAGAUCCAGCCGUAGUGGAAGACAAGGACACAGUUCCAGUUCCCAACAGUCUUCCAGCUCAGGGCGACAUGGUUCGGGCUCCGGCUCUGCAUCCUGCUCAGGAUCAGGUUCAGGCUCUAGCUCUGGCUCAGAAUCUGGCUCAGAGUACAGUUCAGGUCAGUCUUCAGGCUCUAAGCACAGGGGCUCUGGCUCAGGCCCUUCUUCCAGCUCUGGGAGACAUGGUUCAGGCUCUGGCUCAAGUUCCAGUCAGUCUCAGUCCGGUCAACAUGGCUCGGGAUCAGGUCGAUCAUCUAGCAGCCAGGGACACGGAUCUAGUUCUGGUGGAAGAUCCAGCAGUAGUGGAAGACAAGGGCACCGUUCCAGUUCCCAGCAAUCCUCCAGCUCAGGCAGACAUGGCUCGGCCUCUGGCUCUGGCUCUGGCUCAGAAUCUGGCUCAGAAUACAGUUCAGGUCAAUCUUCAGGCUCUAAGCACAGAGGCUCUGGCCCUGGCCACUCUUCCAGCUCUGGAAGACAUGGCUCUAGCUCUACUUCUGGCUCUUCCUCAGGCUCUGGCUCUGGCUCCCAGCAGUCAUCUAGCUCUGGAAAGUCGGGCUCACGAUCAGGUCACUCUUUUAGCAGCCAGGGACACAGAUCUAGUUCUGGUGCAAGAUCCAGCAGUAGUGGAAGACAAGGGCACAGUUCCAGUUCCCAACAGUCCUCCAGCUCAGGGCGACAUAGUUCAAGCUCUGGCUCCAGUUCCAGUCCGUCUCAGUUAGGUCAACAUAGCUCAGGAUCAGGUCGAUCAUCUAGCAGCCAGGGACACGGAUCUAGUUCUUGUGGAAGAUCCAGCAGUAGUGGAAGACAAGGACACAGUUCCAGUUCCCAACAGUCUUCCAGCUCAGGGCGACAUGGUUCAGGCUCUGGCUCCCAGCAGUCAUCUAGCUCUGGAAAGUUGGGCUCACGAUCAGGUCACUCUUCUAGCAGCCAGGGACAUGGAUCUAGUUCUGGUGGGAAGAUCCAGCAGUAGUGGAAGACAAGGACACAGUUCCAGUUCCCAGCAAUCCUCCAGCUCAGGCAGACAUGACUCAAAGUCUUCCUGUAACUCAGGCUCUAGCUCUCACUCUUCCUCAGCUUCAGGCUACUACUCUGAUUCUGAAACUGACUCUGAAUAUGACUUUACUCAGUCUUCUCUAGAUGAGGAACAGGAUUAUUCCAAUUAAUAGGCCCGUUAGAAUUUAAAAUUUAUCUCUUCUUUCUUUUCCAUAUCAUGUUUUUUGUA